Molecule: messenger RNA, 1086 nt
Organism: Zasmidium cellare ATCC 36951
Lineage: Eukaryota; Fungi; Ascomycota; Dothideomycetes; Mycosphaerellales; Mycosphaerellaceae
Exons: 2
Coding region: 1-1086 (361 amino acids)
Source: RefSeq, a predicted model, not a curated record
AUGGAACGACUCCUCGCCCAAGACGCCGUCCAGCGCCUCAUCAUCUCCUUCAACACAUUUGAAGACCAGCUCGACUUCAACCUCUUACACUCUUGUAUACCCCCAGGCCAAAAAUUCACCCUCGACCUGUCCGAGAACCUCCCAGGAACAUCCGCUAGACAACUCACCGCCGACGAUUUCUGGUCGGAGGUCAAGAGCAGCAUCCCUGGCUUCACCGCCACGCACCAUCAACUCGGCCCUAUCCAAUUCGAUUUCCACGACGAGACGUUGAAGAAGGUCACCGCUCGUACGAACGUCACGGCGACGUAUUCUUUGCAGGAAGAGAACGGAAGUGUUGAGGCGGUCGUUGUGAAGGGGUUGCAAGUUGUGGAUGCUGAGGAGGUGGAGGGGCGGUGGGUGCUUCGUGGGAUGAAGGUUGUGAGGGGUGUGCCGUUGGAGAAUGUUCAUCUUUUUGGGGUUGCGGUGGAGAGAGUGCAGAAGGGGGUUGGGAGGGUUUUGAAGGGACGAAAGCCUUUAUCAGAAGGUUCUGGACCUUUCAAGAAGCCACCACGAAAAUCUACUACACUCAAGGCUUGGGAACAAGAGGUAGACUACGAUCAAGAGAGGCGAUGGACGGAGAAAGAGAUGCAGAUCGAGAACAACAUGCGGAGACUGAUAGAAGACGGGCAAUCUCGUUCCGAUAAAGACCCUCACGAUGAGUACAUCCGUGAGCAGAGAGCCGAACGUCUGGCAGCCGACCUGGCGGUCGUGCAGACUAGAAGGGGGCUGUGGGACGCGAUGUCGGCGUGCAGGGAGCUGGCGGACACAACCAAGUUUGCCAAAGCCGGCGACGAUGAGAAGCUUCGACUGAUCCUUCGCGUAACUGAUGCGAUGGACGAUUUGUGGUUCGCUGAAGUCAAAGCUUGGAGGCUGUGUGCAUUCGCUCCCCUCUCCAACGUAGGGCUUUUAGAGAAGGCUUGGAACAGUUUUUGCAUCGUGCUAAAGACAGGCUUGUAUGUGCCUGUUAGACUGCCACUCGUUCCUGCUGUGGCAUUGGUGAGGUGGAUCAAGUCUAUGGAAUACAAAAACGAGGGCAAGAAGCGAUGA